Messenger RNA from Paraglomus brasilianum, 164 nucleotides. Lineage: Eukaryota; Fungi; Glomeromycota; Glomeromycetes; Paraglomerales; Paraglomeraceae. The record is from the annotation of a GenBank genome assembly.
AUGGACCAAUGACAAUCAACUUGGUUCAGAUCGGGCUGAUGGACAGAUCGGGCCAGAACAAAUACAACAUUAUCUUAAAUAUACAACGAACUCUUACGACACGGUUUAUCGACCAAGAAGCGAUGGAAAAGUUCGAACGCACGUCUACUCAUAUACUUAGAUAG